Molecule: messenger RNA, 1473 nt
Organism: Closterium sp. Naga37s-1
Lineage: Eukaryota; Viridiplantae; Streptophyta; Zygnematophyceae; Desmidiales; Closteriaceae
Source: the annotation of a GenBank genome assembly
AUGUGCGAUCGGCGCGACGGUUCUUCGGCGGCGGCGGCGGCAGACGACAAGUCGUCCACGCGCGGUGCCAGCAGGGGCGGUAGCGGCGGCGGAGGCGUGUGGGACCGCAUUCGCCGUCGACGCGCGUCGUUCUCGGUGGGCAGCCCGUCCGGCGAAUCAGGGCUUGAGAGGCCGCAUCGCGCGCCGUGGUCGGCGGUGGCGGAGGAGGAAGAGGAAGAGGAAGGCGCCGCGCCGGUGCCAGUAGCAGCUGCGGGGGACGACAAGGGCUGGUUGCGCGAUCUCGUGGGCGCGGGGAGGAACUGGCGGGGCAUCCGCAUCGGCGGAGGCAAGGACCGACAAAUCUCCGCCGCGCCGGCGGAAAACGUCAGCGAGCGGGGCUGGUUGCGCGGAAAGAUGGGCUCGGCGAAGGAGCGACGCGCGUCGCUAUCUCUGGGAAACUUGCGGGAGAUGCGGGAGAUUCAGGAGGGAGGCGAGGGGGACAGGAGAGACUCGUCCUGCGUCGACGGCGUUAAGCAAGGAACCGGGGGUGAAUGGAGGGAAAUUAGUAGCAGCUUUAAUCAGAGAGAUCCGUGGAAAGCGGACUACACACACAAGUCAAAGAUACCAGCGUCUUUAACUCACAUUCCUCUCUCCUCGCACGUCUGGAUUGCGGAGGAGGAUCAGACAGACGACGGCGCCUGCGCCACUCCCGGUAUCAUCGCUUCGCAAGCGCGGCGCCCGGUCACUCCGCGCACCCCGCUCGCUCCCGCGGACACCGCACAGCACGCGUGGGGUUCGGCGGACGGGUUGACGGCGGAGCGGAACGGCGCGGAUCCGCGGGGUUGGCGAGGCGGAACCGUUGAAAUUGGACAAGCCCCGGGGUUCGUGCGCGGACGCGCCGCGUUUCCUAGGAACGCGAGCGUGGAUAGCGGGCGACACAUGGGCGAGGGGCAAGGGGAGGGCUUAGCACACGCGUGUCUCUUUUCAGGAGGCGGCCGAGUCGCGCAUAGGCCUGAUGAAACGAGCUUGGGGAGUGACGGGUCUAUGGGUGGUAGUAAGCACAUAGGGCUACCAGGGACAGUGCAGGAAGAAGGGCACUUGGGAUGGGGCAGCGGCAGAGGAGCACGCCCCCACACGCCUGAGUGGGGGCAGCUACAGCCACUGCAGCCACAGCAGGGUCACACAGGCAGAGGCAUGCAGCAUGCGCCACAGGUGUUACCUGUGCAUGUGAUGCUGCAGGGCUCGCCUGUGCAGGACGGCAGGCAGCAUGCAGAGAAGGCGCAGCAAGCGCAGCUGUACCAGCAGUUUGACAGGUACAUGCCUUACGGUCUGCAGCUAAGGCAGCAGCAGCAGCAGCAGCAGCAGCAGCAGCAGCAGCAGCGGCAGCAGGUAUCCCUUCCCCAGGUGCCACCCUCCAGCCAUGCGCUGUCAGAGUCCCCGGCAGCAGUGGGGAGGCAUGGGGUGGACCCACUCUACCCAGACAUCAUGCGAUGA